Messenger RNA from Ananas comosus (pineapple), 759 nucleotides. Its product is annotated as putative invertase inhibitor. Gene Ontology annotation, molecular function: enzyme inhibitor activity. NCBI's taxonomy places the organism in Eukaryota, Viridiplantae, Streptophyta, Magnoliopsida, Poales, Bromeliaceae. The record is from RefSeq and is a predicted model, not a curated record. The coding region runs from base 8 to 580 and encodes 190 amino acids. The transcript has a single exon.
AAAAAAAAUGAAGAAUCUCUUCUCUCUCUACGUCCCUCUCUCUCUCAUCCUCAUCCUCCUCGUCUCGCUCCCGCUCCGGCGCGCCACUCCGACGUUCCGCCAGACCUGCGCGACACCCGCCAGCGUCGAGGAGGCCUGCAAGUCGGCCGCAGACAAGCACUCGGCAGUCUCCCUCCAGCACUGCAUCUCCGCGCUCGGCUCCGACCCCCGCAGCCACUCCGCCGACCUCCACGGCCUCGCGGCCGUGGCGGUCAAGCUCGCCAUCGACCACGCGACGAGCACCGAGUCGAAGAUCGACGACCUGAUCGACCUGGAGCCGACCCCCUCCGUAAAGGAGAGGCUCAGCUCCUGCCUGGAGGUCUACUCCGACGCCGUCGACAGCCUCCGCAACGCGCUCGACAACCUGAAUGCCAGGCUCUACGACAAGGCCACGAAUCUGCUCACCUCUUCGCUCACGGCCGCGGAGAGCUGCGAGAAGGUGCUGGAGGGGGCGAAGGGGCUGUCGUCGGUGGUGGCCGACGACCGGGACUACGGGAAGCUCGCGUCGAUCGCGCUCGGGAUCACGGCGUCGGUGGAGUGAUGUUAGUUCUUGUUCCUGCAGCUCAUGUCGGUUCAUCCAAUCUCCGUUUUCGUCUUUCGGUUUCUCUUUUUCGUAGUGUUUCUGAAAAGGAGAAGGUUCUUUGCAUGCAUGUUUUGUUUUGAGUCAGCAGAGAAGAUAAAUUUGGUUAGAGCAAGUAGGGUUUAAAAAAAAAAAAAAAA